AUGCAUCCGAGCUCGAUCACCACUACACCUUUUUCAGUGAAGGAUAUUUUGAAGCUGAAGCAUCAGCAGGACUUUGAAAAUGAUUUUUUGACGUCUGAUCAAGUUGUACCCGGUCAGUAUCAGCACGUGCACGGUGCGCUCCGGUGCAGAGACAUGUUUGACCAGCAGACUGAGCUGCAGGAGAAGCACGAGACGCACAACUCGGCAGCGAAGGACGAGAUGACUGAACAUGGUGAGAUGAUUUCAACGUUAUAAUUUGGUUAUGUCAGGUAUAUGUAUCAUCAAAAAAGAGAGAAACCCCCAAUUUAUCAUAAGACCAAAGUUUAAUUGAUCAUAAGAAACUUAAAAUUAGUAAUAACCAUCACUAUCGCUGGGUGAUUUUCACCGGAAAUAAUAUACCCAAGAAAAAGUACUUGUCAUGAGCAUAUAUCAAAAUAGGACAAUACAUGACAAAUUAAAGUAGUUUUCUUUUAUUUUGAACUGUGCAAUGUCCAAAGGGCGGUAAAAAAGUGCCAAAAAAUGUAACCCAGUAACUGAAAUUAGGCAUUCAUGAACAAAAAAUUCCUAAUUUUUUUUUUUAAUAUAAACUGUAAAUGUAGUUUCUUUUCCACCCAUUCCUGGGGCAUGUGAGUCUUUCCUGGUAAAGACUCAGGGUCCUUGGCACAAUAACAGCUGCAGAAGAGAGAACCACAAUAUGGCAUAUUUUAAGUGAGGAAAAAUGACCAGCUGACUAAAACAUUUCUUAUCACCAUAUGAAUCAUCUUUUAAAACCACUAAACAUAGCAUGCAAAUUCCAGGACCACUCCUACCGACCUUAUUCCCUACAUGCAGCUAUCAAAUCCACCCAAACCUACUUUACCCUCUAUCUCUAAAAUCACCCUGUGAACACGUGCCUGUAGAAAAAAAGCAGGUUUUGGAUCAGGGAAACAAAUAAGUCUUCAAAGAUGUCAGAGGCAAAGCUGAAUCUACCCAGGGACCCAUGACACUCAGACAAACGCAACAUAAUGAAAAUCACGUAAACAUAUUUGGUGAUAGUGUUCUAGGGUUAAAAAAGAAAACCUGCAUUUUUCACACUCGAAAUUAGAGCUCAUAAAUAUCAGUGUCCAAAAUUUUAAUAAAACUGUUCUGAAAAAAAAAUUCUGGUUAAACCUUUAAACUUAAAAAUCUAAAAUCAAAACGACUUCUUCCAAUAGGAAAACUUUAUUUAUUUAUUUAUUAUGUCUUUAUUUCUUCAUGGAUUUUGAUAAAGACCACGUUCUUCCUCUAACUUGGAGAGCUGAAACCUUUAAAAGCUUCAUUACAAAGUACCCAGACAUUUUCAAUAAAAAAAACCCCAGGUCACUAAAGUUAAAUAGUUCUGCUUUGCUGAGAGACAAAAGAAAAUUAGUUUAAAUAAAUCAUGGCUUUUCUUUCUCCUGACAACCUAAAGAUGGUCACCCAUGCAUUUAUUCCUUGCAGAGAUGUAAUGCACUUGAGGAAGCAAACUCAGUGUUCUCCUAUAUAUAAUUCUCUUCUUAUAAACUGGCCUGUUACCCCAGUUUUAACAGUCUUGUCUUAAUUAUAUGCUUCAUUGUGAGUGUAUUUUUAUUUUUAUUUUGCUUAGCACCUAGUAGCCCAUCUUGUCGAUUUAGAGUACCAUCUAAUGAUAAUACAUCAAAUAAUGUUAUCUCUGACAAUAAGAAAAAGAAAGAUUAUCAUAUAUACUCAAAAAUUUUCCUUACAGCUUGAUAACCCAAAUCUCAUUAAAAGUUAAAUGUUGUUUAAUCGCUUUUAAUAGUUUUUAUAUGUAGAAAAAUCUUGAGUCAAAAAGUUAAAACUGCAUUAAACUUUAGAUUUUUCCUGACUGUACAGAGACCAGCGGAGUUGACAGCUCACCUGACAGUAACAACAGCUCCAAGUCCAGAUCCAGGCUGCGCAGGAAGCCCCGGGUCCUCUUCUCUCAGUCCCAGGUAUCCGAGCUGGAGCGCCGCUUCAGACAGCAGCGUUACCUGUCCGCCCCGGAGAGAGAGCACCUGGCCCACGUCCUCAAACUCACCUCCACGCAGGUCAAAAUCUGGUUCCAGAACAGGAGGUACAAAUGUAAACGCCAAAGACAGGACCAGUCUCUGGAGCUGGCGGGGUUUCCCACGGCACCUGUGCGGAGGGUGACGGUGCCGGUGCUGGUGCGGGACGGGCACCUGUGCGGGGCAGGUUCAGCUCCUUAUAACGUGACUCUUGGACAUCAUCAUAAUUCUGUGUUUGGAUAUGGAAACAGCAGCGUGUACAAUUACCACAGCGUGUCUCCUGCUGCACAAAUAACCAGUCAUAACCAGCUGGUGGAGUUCACAGGUAACAGCGAGGGGCCAUAUAACCACGGACACUUUCAGACUUCAUUGCAGAGUGUCAGGGGCUGGUGA
Molecule: messenger RNA, 2396 nt
Organism: Xyrichtys novacula (pearly razorfish)
Lineage: Eukaryota; Metazoa; Chordata; Actinopteri; Labriformes; Labridae
Source: the annotation of a GenBank genome assembly